Messenger RNA from Fusarium oxysporum Fo47, 357 nucleotides. RefSeq lists its product as uncharacterized. The coding region runs from base 1 to 357 and encodes 118 amino acids. The record is from RefSeq and is a predicted model, not a curated record. The transcript has a single exon. NCBI's taxonomy places the organism in Eukaryota, Fungi, Ascomycota, Sordariomycetes, Hypocreales, Nectriaceae.
AUGUGCGAGCAAGUUACAACAAUCCGCCACUGCACCACCUGCAGACAAUACAAGAGCCAAAUCAUCCGCAACAUCAACUGCGACAAAGUAUCCAUCUACAAGCUUGGCCUCUGCCGCAACGGGAUGAGCUACCGCGACGUCAUCGAAGACAUUGAGUGCAUUGAUUGCUACACCAAGCGCGAGCGGGAAGUUGAGGCUGAUAGAAAGAGACGAUGGCUUGCGGCAUGGCCUGAGGCUGAGCCGGAGGUUGAAAACGAGAAGAAGGAUGAGAACAAGGAGGAGAAGGAGGAUGAUGGCGCAAGUGUGGCAACGGAUGACAUGACGGUGAAUAGUGAGGAGUCUUGGAACGUUGUUUGA